Molecule: messenger RNA, 688 nt
Organism: Esox lucius (northern pike)
Lineage: Eukaryota; Metazoa; Chordata; Actinopteri; Esociformes; Esocidae
Gene: nppb
Product: natriuretic peptide B
Exons: 3
Coding region: 67-495 (142 amino acids)
Biological process (GO): neuropeptide signaling pathway; receptor guanylyl cyclase signaling pathway; negative regulation of systemic arterial blood pressure
Cellular component (GO): cytoplasm; extracellular region; nucleus
Molecular function (GO): hormone receptor binding; hormone activity
Source: RefSeq, marked provisional
GAAACAACAGCUGUAAAGGAAAAUAGGCUUUACAAAGAACUUGAACUUCAUUGAAGACAAAAGAAAAUGCAGCUCUACAACAUCAUUUAUUUUGGCCUCCUCCUAUUCUUAAAUCUGUCGCAUCUCAGCGCGUAUCCUGUCUACAAUGGGCUACUGACUAAUGAUGACAUGGAUGUCCUAAAGGUACUGCUCCAUCGACUUGAGGAGUCCAUUCCUGAGCAGAGAGAAGCUGAGCAAGUCCCCAAAGAAAAGUUGGACGACUUGACUCUUGAAGACAUUGCAAUGGUUACACAGGAUGAGAGAGAGCAGCCACAAACAAGACUUGACAACGCCGCAAUAAGAGAGUUCCUCUCGGCUCGGGACUUGAAAACUGUUCGAAAUGACUCUUCAUCAAAGAGAUACUCAGGCUGUUUCGGGUCAAGAAUGGACCGGAUCGGCUCAAUGAGUUCUCUUGGAUGCAACACAGUUGGCAAAUACAAUUCAAAGAGUAAAUGAAGUCUUAUCCUGGAACAGCAAUGUCAUUAUUUACCAACAUUUAUUGUUAUUUAUAGGCUAUAGGCUACAUAUUUAUUUUCAUGGUAUUUAUUGCAUUUUGUUUAUUGCCAAUAAUAUUAAUUUCAACUAAUGUAAGAUUGUUCUUUAUAUGGUGUAUUUAUGUAUAAUAAAUAAAAAUGUUUACAAUUGCUCA